Molecule: messenger RNA, 967 nt
Organism: Microplitis mediator
Lineage: Eukaryota; Metazoa; Arthropoda; Insecta; Hymenoptera; Braconidae
Product: serine-rich adhesin for platelets-like
Exons: 3
Coding region: 104-967 (287 amino acids)
Molecular function (GO): DNA binding
Source: RefSeq, a predicted model, not a curated record
UGUUUAUUUAUAUUAGGUGGAGCUUAUUAAUGCUUCAGGGGUUUGGAUCAAAGCAGAACAGUUAAGUUUUAUACGAAGUCUCUACAAAGACAAUCCAAAUGAAAUGAUUCGUCAGUUGAUGAAAAGCCUGGUAGGAGAGGAGGUCUUGUCUAACAUGACGGCUAAAGGAAAAUCUGAUAAGCCAUGUAUCAAUCCUAAAAUCAGCGACGCCAUUAAACAGUACGUGAUGAAGAAUUCCACCAAAGACAUAAAAAAUUUCACUCGCACUGUGAAUUUAUAUUGCUCAUCACUCGGGAGAAAAAAAAAACAAUCUAUCGAUAAUAGUAAGUUGAGCUUAGAAAAUACGAUGACUUCAAAAAAACGAGAAUUCGCAUCGGUUUCUUCCCGAGUGAAACACAAAAAAUUGUGCACAGAAAAAAUAAAUUCAUCAUCAUCAUCAUCAGAAUUUUCAUAUUCUGAGUCACAGUCUAAAUCAAUUGAAAUUGAUUCUGAGAAUGAUAGUGAGGAAGAUACUGGUGUUCCUGAACAGGUUCGUACACCUUCUCCAAAAACACCUAUCAAUCCUUCAGAAACACAAAAGUUUGCAAAAUCCCUGAUUCCUUCAAAUCAAAAUCAAGAAACUCCGUACAGUCCAUUCAAAUUAUAUCCCCCUACAGCUCCGUCAGUUCCAUUUACCGGUUUGUGUCAUCAAAUCAUUUCUAAUAAUCAGCGGUCUCCAGUUUAUCAUUCAGACUACCAUAAUCAUUCACCAAAUAUUACUUUUUAUAAUAAUAUUAAUGAUAUUCAUCGUCAAAAUAGUUAUAAGUUGAUCCUCAGUCUCUCAUUCAGAGACUCUAAAACAGUCUCGCAGAGUCUCUCAUUCAGAGAUUCUAAAACAGUCUCGCAGAGUCUCUCAUUCAGAGACUCCGAAACAGUCUCGCAAAGUCUCUCAUUCAGAGACUCUAAAACAGUCUCGCGAGGUCUCUGA